AGCUUCAUCCACGCCGUGAUUGAGGGCUGGUUCAGCCUCUACCACAGGGACAUCCCCGGGGACCAGUCCUUCCUCUCCCAGCUGUGGAAGGAAUACGCCAAAGGAGACAGCAGAUACGUCAUAGAGGACAACUUCACCGUGUGCAUGGAGACCAUCACGGCCUGGGCAUGGGGGCCGCUCAGCCUCUGGACUGUGGUGGCCUUCCUCCAGCGCCAGCCCCACCGCUACGUGCUGCAGCUGGUGGUGUCGCUGGGCCAGCUCUACGGCGACGUGCUGUAUUUCUUCACUGAGUACCGGGAGGGCUUCGCCCACAGCGAGAUGUGGCACCCGCUCUACUUCUGGUUCUACUUCGUCUUCAUGAACGCCCUGUGGAUCGUUGUCCCCUCCAUCCUCCUCCUCGACGCCUGGCGGCAUCUGAGCACCGCCCAAAGGGCGCUGGAUUUGGCCAAAGCCAAGAGGCACUGAUGCUUCCCUCCUGCUGCCCAGGGCUGGGGGGAUGUGGCACAGAUCUGCCCCAGGGAGGCUGCAGGAUGAACGAUGUUCAGUGUGGGGAGUGGGCAGGACUCCUGGGGCUGCGGCCCAGCCCUGAGAGGGGUGUGGGAGCCAGUGGGUUAGAGCAGGCAGGGCUGGGAGCAGGGCUCCCUGUAAGGUGGGUGCUUGUGCAGCCAGUCAGGAGAGAUCCCAGUGCUGCCCAGCUGAUUCGCAGAGCCCCUCCAGCUAGGUUUUGGUUCCACUGGUGGUGCACAUUCACACACGCCUCAGUGCACAUAAACAUUUAUUCUGCACGUGGAUGGAAACAUUGGGAGCCAGACUUCUGGGUUCUCUCCUUAGCUCUGGGAGGAGAGGGGUCUAGGGGUUAGAGUUGGGGGGUGGCUGGGAGCCAGGACUCCUGGGUACUAUUCCCAGUAGGGAAGUAAUAGUAUAGUUGAUUAACUGACAAGCAAAGGCUUCUAGGUUAAUGCUAUCAACUACACGCAUUCUCUCCUCCCCCUCCCCCCCAGCAGUCCAGCUCAGUCCCAGCUUGCACUGAGUCCUGGACCUAUCUCUGCUGCCGCUCUGCAUUUAAAGUGUAUUAGGAGCCAGGUGGGCAGGCAGCCCAGCUCAGUUCCCGCUUGUGCUGGAUCUGGGAGCUCAGACCCCUCCCCCUGGACGGGCUGCCUGGGGACUAUAGACUAGCCGAUAACAAUUCAUGAGGUUAAUCGACUUCAUUUAACAUCCCUAGUUCCCAGCCUGUGUGCGCAACAUUGCAGUUUCUCCAAGGUGGCUUCACCACCUGGCCAAGUGUGUGUGUGGGGGGGAGGAGACAUUGGCUUCCUCAUGACUUAUCCUAGCACCCCCUCGUCUGCCAAACCUUCUGUUUCCAGCUCUGACCCCUUCCCUGUGCUCUCUCAAACAUGCCCUCUGCCUCCUGAGGUGCUGGGUGCUGGGGGCUCCAGGGGACAGGACCAAUCAGCCUGUUUUAAUAAAAACGUACUCUGCCUUA
Messenger RNA from Pelodiscus sinensis (Chinese soft-shelled turtle), 1483 nucleotides. RefSeq names its product EBP cholestenol delta-isomerase (gene EBP). Gene Ontology annotation, biological process: cholesterol biosynthetic process. The record is from RefSeq and is a predicted model, not a curated record. Lineage: Eukaryota; Metazoa; Chordata; Testudines; Trionychidae. Gene Ontology annotation, cellular component: membrane; endoplasmic reticulum. Gene Ontology annotation, molecular function: C-8 sterol isomerase activity; steroid Delta-isomerase activity; cholestenol delta-isomerase activity.